Molecule: messenger RNA, 1212 nt
Organism: Stylonychia lemnae
Lineage: Eukaryota; Ciliophora; Spirotrichea; Sporadotrichida; Oxytrichidae
Source: the annotation of a GenBank genome assembly
AUGUACAAAAUAUAGGGUCUGCUUAAAAUUAAAGACAAGGAAUAUGCGAAGAAAAAGAAAAAAUACAAGAAAAAGCUAAUUAAAUCAGUGGAGAUCAUUCAAAUGCUCAAGAGACAGUUAGAGCUUGCUAAAAGCAAUUUACAGCCUUAAACUAAUAAGGAUUACAUAAAUUUAGGGGAAAACGAUCCCAUUAUUUAUAAUACUCAGACGGACAAUAGCAAAAACAGCUUUAGCUAGAAAGUAAUAGAAUUGAAGAGGAAAGAGAAGCGCAGAAAAACGACUGAAUAAAGACAAUAAUAUAUGCAAAAUAGUUCCGAGCCAAACUCAAGGAGAAAACUUAAUUUUAAACUCUCUUAAGAAAAAUCUGCUGCUUCAGAACUAUUAUAGAAAAGCAUAGAAAUCAUGGACUCUUACAAUACCAAUCAAAGAAGCAUACAAAUUAAUGUAAAUAACUCUUUGAACAGAGACUUGACUAUCAAUGAUUAAUCUAAGAUCAAUUCAAGUCCCUCAUUCUAAUUAUCUCCUACUAAAUAGUCUUAGUAAAAUGGGAAUAGUCAUAUUAACCUUAAAGAGAUAUAGAUGCUUAAAAAUGAAGUUAAUUCAUUCACCAAUUAAAUUUAGAACUUUAGGCUAUCUUAGAGCAAAGAGUAAAAUUAGAAGUCAAGAGUACUAGAGGAUAUCUAAAACAAACUUUCAAAUAUUAGAGAGACCUAUUAAGAUCAAAUGCAGCUGAGAAAAUAGGACGAAUAGAAUAAGAAAGAGAAAAUACUAAUAGACAACUACCUAAAGCAUGAAGAUGAGAAAAUGGAAGAGAAACUUAAACAGUUAAGGAGGCAUAAAUAUAUGAUAACUUAAAGCCUAGAUGCUGGUAGAAUUAAGGACGAAAGAAAUUAGGAAAUUAUGAGAAUGGUACAGGAGAGAAGUUUUUAAAAUUAGAUUAAUCCAGAUAAAAAUACUCUAAUUAUACAGUCAUAAGAAUAAAAUAGAUCGGUAUAAAAUUUCAUUGUAAAUCCAGCAACUCGUACUGGGCAUAACUAAUCUAACACUAGCAUUCAUAUCCAGGAAAAUUCUAGUCAGUUGAGAGCUUCUUAUGAAUAAAACAAAUAUUAUCAAAAGGCAUUAAGUAUAAAUUAAAGCUUGAAUAAUUCGAAUGCUAAUGAAAAGAGAUAUGUUGGGAUUAAUUAACUGCUUUUGAAUUUUAAAUCCUAAUGA